Molecule: messenger RNA, 1266 nt
Organism: Prunus avium (sweet cherry)
Lineage: Eukaryota; Viridiplantae; Streptophyta; Magnoliopsida; Rosales; Rosaceae
Source: RefSeq, a predicted model, not a curated record
AUGAAAAUUGCCGAAGAAGAUCGGUUCUUUAAGGAGCUGCUCUACUUCAAGAAUUUGUUCAAGGCUGGUCUGAUCGGUAGGGUCGAACACGACCGAAGAGUGAGGGAGGAAGAGGAAGAAGAAAAGAGGCAGAUGGCAGGUGGGAGGCCGAUGAGUGAGGCUACCAGGCGGCGGCUGGAGGGGCAGGGGGCACCGAAGCAGACGAAGAAUCAGUCCCCCAGGCCGAAGAAGAAGAAGACGGCAGGAUCGGAAGGGGCUUCGGCCGAUGAGAUGACGAUGGCCGAUCGCCGUCGGGAGAAGAAGGUGGCCGAAGCUGAGGCCGUUCGGGAGGUCCAUCAGCAAAUGACAAGCAAGCGGAUGAUCGAGGGUGCCCUCGAUGCAACGCCGUUGCCGAAGCGGCCAAAGGGGCCGAAUGAAGGGACAUCGGUGCUGAUUCCCGAUGAUGAAGGAGAGGGAGAGGAGGGCCCGGUCAACAUAGCUUGCUCUCGGAAGGCGGUGCCGUUCAUCAAUUGCAUGAUCGAUGGCGCUCAGAUGGAGCUGUCAGAGAUCGAGCAGUUGUCGAUGAAGACACUGCGUGAGCAGACCGGACGCGCCUUCCGGCUUCAGGCUGCAGGUGAAAUGGAAAUGUGGCUAUGCGCAAAGCGGGCCAUGAAUGCUGCCGAACGGUACCAGAAGAGGUUUGAGGAGGGCCGUUCGAAGAUAGCCGAUGCCGGAAAGAUGCUCCAGGAGGCGGAUCGGCGUGCCGAGGAGAAUGCUGCUAAGAUUGCCGAGCUUGCGGCGAAGCUAGCGGCGACUGAGCUGGAGGUGGUGGCCGCUCAGGAGGCCAGGGCCGCGGUGGAGGUGGCCAUGGAUGCGGCCGAACGGUCGCAUGUCAAGGAGCUGGGAGAGGCGAAGGCGAAAUCCGUUGCCGACUACCGAGCGUCGGAGGAGUUCACGCGGCUGGUGGACAAAGAAGUCAUGGAGCAAUGUGACGACUUUGUCUACCGAUUCAAACGGUACAAUGCGGACAAGAAGCUGAACUUGAACUUCCUCCGGGAUCCGCCGCCGUUGCCAGAAGGGGUGACUGAAGAGAUGGUGGAGGCUUACAAGGGCGAGGAUGCUGAGCCCGUGGAAGCCGACGAGACCGAAUCGAGCAGCGAGGAGGAAGAAGGUCAUCCCGGGCCGAGGGCUGCCAAUGUGUCUCCUGCCGAGCCGUCGACUGGUCCUGUGCCUGUGUCAGCUGAUGCCGAUAUUGUAACGACCGAAGCCGAACCACCCUUCUCUUAG